UGCGCCGCCAUUUUAAUUUCUGUAAAACACUCUUCAGCCGGGAGUUGGACAAAAAUGCCUUUAUUGCCCGUUUCGGCGAAUGUAGAGCAAUACUUUUGGAGAAGUGAAUACAUAGAAACAUUUGAAAGCCUUCAAUCGGUAUAAUGGGGCAUGGAGCAAGCACGAACGUCAAGAAACUAACGAUCACUCAGAGCAAUCGCAGGUCACUGUCGAGCGAUCGUCUGCAACAUGUGCAAGCAGCUGGUACAGAGGAGGGAGCAAGGGCGCCUUCACCGGCUAAACUCGGGUGGACCAGAUCAAGCUCAGAUGGUUGUAUUGUUGAAAACUUGAACACAAGUAAAACAAAGGUUGAGCUGUUGGAGCUGCAAGUGGAAGAAUUCAAAGAGUUGUUCCAUUACGCUGAAGAGAAGGCAAACGAAGCUCAUGCCAGGGCUCAGACUCUGGAGCAGCAGAUGGCAGAAGUUGAGGGUGCCAACUUUGAGCUUCUAGAUCGAGUGUCCGAGCUUGAGCAGCAGCUGGAGGCGUCCAAGGACCAGACAUCACCCGAGGCCGAACAAGAGUUUUCGCGGAUGUUGCUGGAAAGAGAUCAAACUAUUGAGAAACAGGUGCAGCAAAUUAAGAGUUUGGAAGAAGACUUAGCAAAAAUGCGCACCAAGCUCAGGAAGAAGCUCCGUAGUGCCCAAACUGAGCUGGCGGAAGCCAAACAGGAGGCUGGCCUCAAGGUCUACAGCCUCAAAGACCAACUAGCAGUGCUGCAAGAGGAGAACGCUAAACUGAGUGAACGUCUUGAAAGAGCUCAUGCCAUCUCCAGUGCACAGAGUCGGCAGAAUAGCGCUGCUACAGCCACAUGCGACGAUCGCAUCCCAAGGGACAUGCCCACGGAAGAGGAGUGGGAGGAUGGCCGGACCAAGGUCAUCUUGGAGCUCUCCAGUCAGCUGAGCAGCCAGGAGCAGAGAAUUGUUGAGCUGGAGGAGACGGUCCGAGAGAGGGAGGAGACGAUACAGGCCCUGCAGGUGCAGCUGCGGUCCACCCCGCGCCCUCCCAGUGGGACGCGGACAAAACAGAGCUUGGCCGCCCGGUCAUUGAGUGUAGAGAAGCAACCUGAACAGCUAGAUGAUCUGUCUAAACAAUGGACGGCUGGUAAUGAUGGUAAACGUCAGUUAUCAAUCAGACAGCAAAGAACUUCAUCAUCAUCAUCAUCUAAGGGGAGGGAGGGUCGACGGAGCUCCUCCACUGGCAGACAUCCGUCUUCAGGAAAGGAGCAGGUGAUGGGCGGUGCAAAUGACAAUCUCAGGAAUCAUGAACUCGCUGCAGGUGGUAAGAAGGUCCGGCAACAUUCCGCCAACAGUGUGGACUCGGCAAUAUCAGAUCGCAGUGACUCCAGCAGCACAAAAGCCUCCUCGGCCAGCUCCAGCCGGGAAAGACGACGACGCCGAAAUCAACUGUCUAGGCAGUCUUCAGCUGAUGAGAGAGAACUGCAAACACGAUCCAGGGCUCCGUCCGAUGUCCAAGUGGAAGGGAGAGAUUCUGGAAUAGGUGUAACAUCUGAGGGGAAGUCAAAAUACAGUGAUGACGUGGAGCAAAUGAUGGACGACAUUGUGGGAAACAGUUGACGGCAACUUUUUCUGUCAAAAGUCCAAAUUUCAAAAACUUCCAUCCAAAGCUAUUGACUAUAGUACCUGCUGCCAUAUCAGAUUCCUACUGGCCAACUGGUCCCAACAAGCUCAGUGGUCAAGUUGUGCACUAGCAAGCAGGAGGUUGUAGGCUGUGGUCUCUCCUGAGCAAGCAUGUGGCUUUUUCGUGCAAGCCUAAGAAAGCACCAAGCGUAUUCAACCAAGCCAACUGACCCUAAUUGUAAAAGCUUGGUGUUUUCGUUGUAAAGUCUGAACUUGUGAAGCAGGAUGUCAUGGGUUCGAGUCUCUCCAGAAGCAAUCUUGUGCAUUUUACCCAUAAUCUCUCACAUACCACUAAAUAUUAUGUGCUAGUAAAUCAUGCCUGAAAGGGGCCAAAGUAAAAAGUUUAAUUGACAGUCUAUUUUAUAGCUUUUUUUUGUGUAUGUGAGAAACAGAUAUGAUUUAUAAAUUGUAAAUUAAAUGGAAGAAAAUUGAUAAUAAAGUGUCA
Molecule: messenger RNA, 2121 nt
Organism: Acanthaster planci (crown-of-thorns starfish)
Lineage: Eukaryota; Metazoa; Echinodermata; Asteroidea; Valvatida; Acanthasteridae
Source: RefSeq, a predicted model, not a curated record